Megalops cyprinoides (Indo-Pacific tarpon) is the source of this 2054-nucleotide messenger RNA. It is a transcript of the gene wrnip1, whose product is annotated as WRN helicase interacting protein 1. The transcript has 7 exons. Gene Ontology annotation, biological process: DNA-templated DNA replication; DNA repair; regulation of DNA repair. Gene Ontology annotation, molecular function: enzyme activator activity; DNA binding; ATP binding. Bases 46 to 1878 code for a protein of 610 amino acids. Gene Ontology annotation, cellular component: nucleus. The record is from RefSeq and is a predicted model, not a curated record. Lineage: Eukaryota; Metazoa; Chordata; Actinopteri; Elopiformes; Megalopidae.
UUGUCGCAGUAAUUAUACGCCUGUGUCAUAAGUUUCGCGGGAAAUAUGGCGCACGAAGCAGGCAGUGCGGACACUGUACAGUGUCCCGUGUGUUCGGGUGACUUUGAGGCGUCAGAAAUCAACACUCACCUGGACAGCUGCCUGAUGAAGCAUGCCGAGACCCACGCAUUAAGUGCGGAUAGAGGAAAUGCCAGCGAAAGCGGACCCCCUUACAAAAAAACCCGGGUUUCAAGCGAAAGUGCCAAGGGUGAAAAGAGCGAUUCACUGGCCGCCACCGGGACCCCUGACAGCACAGGGAACCGUGCAUUCUCUGUGUCUGUUUUCGCAAUGUUUCAGAGCAACAGGAGCAAGGCUCCCGCACAAGGCGAACGGAGCGCGUUUUUCUGCAGCAAACAGGGCGGCCCUGCGGGGGCCAAAGGCGCGAAAAGACCUGCGCCAGAAGAGAAGGAGGUGUCCCCGAAGCUGCAGACCUGCGGGUCGGGCACGGCGGGUCCCGCCACGUCGCUCCUGGACAGCGGCAAACCUUUAGCGGAGUUAAUGCGACCCAGCACGCUGGAGGAGUAUUUCGGACAAAAUAAGGUCGUGGGGGAGAACACCCUGCUCAGAUCACUGCUGGAGUCCCAGGACAUCCCGUCCUUGAUUCUGUGGGGGCCGCCUGGGUGCGGAAAGACCACCCUGGCCCACAUCAUCUCCAGCAACAGCAAGAAGAGCGGCGCCGCCCGCUUCGUCACGCUGUCCGCCACCAGCGCCUCCACCAAUGACGUGCGAGAGGUCAUCAAGCAGGCCCAGAACGAGCUGCGGCUCUUCAGGAGGAGGACCAUCCUCUUCAUCGACGAGAUACACCGCUUCAACAAGUCCCAGCAGGACACCUUCCUGCCCCACGUGGAGUGCGGAACGGUGACGCUGAUCGGGGCCACCACGGAGAACCCCUCCUUCCAGGUGAACUCGGCCCUGCUGAGCCGCUGCCGGGUGCUGGUGCUAGAGAAGCUUUCGGCGGAGGCGAUGGGGGCGAUCCUGGGGCGGGCGGUGGCGGCGCUGGGGCUGAGGGUGCUGGGACAGCCGGGCGACGGCUCGGGCGACAGAACGGGCGACAGCGACGGCGGGACCCCUCCCGGGCGAGCGGGCGAGCUAUCUGAGCCCAGGGUGUUCAUUGAGCAAAAGGCCCUGGACACCAUCGCCCACCUGUGUGACGGAGACGCCCGGGCGGGUCUCAACGGGCUGCAGCUGGCUGUACAGGCCCGGCUGGGCGCCGCCCGGCUGGGCCAGUCCAAACCUGGCAGCACCUCUCAGGAUGUCCUGGUGCAGGAGGACCAUGUGAAAGAGGGGCUGCAGAGGUCCCAUAUCCUCUACGACAGGGCAGGUGAGGAGCACUACAACUGCAUCUCCGCCCUGCACAAGUCCCUGCGAGGCUCCCACGCCAACGCCGCCCUCUACUGGCUGGGCCGCAUGCUGGAGGGGGGUGAGGACCCGCUGUACGUGGCCCGCAGGCUGGUCCGCUUCGCCAGCGAGGACGUGGGGAUGGCCGACCCCGCCGCCCUGCCCCAAGCCGUGUCGGCCUUCCAGGCCUGUCACUUCAUCGGCAUGCCGGAGUGCGAGGUGAUGCUGGCGCAGUGUGUGAUCUACCUGGCCAGGGCGCGCAAAUCGGUGGAGGUGUACAAGGCCUACGGGAACGUGAAGGCCUGCCUGCGGAGCCAUCGGGGGCCGCUGCCCCCCGUGCCCCUGCACCUCCGCAACGCCCCCACCAGGCUGAUGAAGGAACUGGGCUAUGCCAAGGGCUACAAGUACAACCCCGCCUUCAGCGGGCCGGUGGAGCAGGAGUACCUGCCCGAGGAGCUCAGAGGGGUGGACUUCUUCACCUGGACGCCCUCUGACCCUUAGCCCCAUGUAAGAUCAGUGCCCCUGAAAACCGCUGUAUUCCCAAUAGCUCCUGUAACCUCUGUAUGCACAUUGGUCCCAGAGGCCUCUGCAUUCCCAUUGGCCAGCUGGAGUCUCUGUUCCCAUUGGCCUCUGAAGCCUCUACAUUCUCACAAAGUAUUGCAAACUAUCCUCCGGAA